Messenger RNA from Clarias gariepinus (North African catfish), 2042 nucleotides. RefSeq lists its product as uncharacterized. NCBI's taxonomy places the organism in Eukaryota, Metazoa, Chordata, Actinopteri, Siluriformes, Clariidae. The transcript is spliced from 14 exons. Bases 178 to 1458 code for a protein of 426 amino acids. Gene Ontology annotation, molecular function: nucleotide binding. The record is from RefSeq and is a predicted model, not a curated record.
UUGACAUACAGUAUUUGUAAACGCCCUUUCUAUUCGGCACAAGCUCCGGAGUCGCACAUAACAUUAGUAACUUCACACUGAGAUACAAAAUACUUUAUUUCUUUCUGUUAACAUGUUUUCCAAGGAGUGUUUGUGAAGACCAAGUGAGAAAAUUGGAUUGACUAGGCUCAUGCUAACAUGCAGUCGCCUGUUAAAGUUAUCGUGGUUGGAGCCGGGAACCGCGGUGAGACAUACUCCGACUUUGCCUCUGUCCACCCUGAUCGCCUGAAAGUUGUUGGAAUUGCUGACCCAAGACUUUUUGCACGAAAGAAGCUCCAGGAGCGUCACAACGUGCCCGAAGAAAAUGUAUUUGAUGACUGGCACUGUGUAGCACAAAGGGAGAAGUUUGCAGAUGCAGUAUUUAUUUGCACUCCAGAUCGCCAUCAUAAGGAACCUGCAGUAGUUUUGGCGAAGAAGGGUUAUCAUAUACUUCUGGAGAAGCCAAUGGCGGUGACUCUAGAGGACUGUACAGAGAUUGCUGAGACUUGUAUUCAAAGCGGUGUGAUACUAACAGUGUGCCAUGUUCUCCAGUACGACCCGUUCAUCAGAAAAAUAAAAGUGCUUAUUGACAGUGGAGCAAUUGGGGAUGUCAUUCAUAUCCAACACUUUGAACCAGUGGGCUUUUAUCACUUUGCUCACUCCUUUGUGAGAGGAAAUUGGAGAAAUGAGGCAGAAAGCUCUUUUGCUCUUUUAGCCAAAUCCUGCCAUGACCUGGACUUGAUUCAUCACUGGGCUGGAGGACGGAGGUGUAUAAAAGUUUCAUCAUUUGGAUCCCUCAGCCAUUUCCGAAAAGAAAACAAGCCACCAGGAGCAGCAAAUCGGUGCUUAGAAUGUUCUGUUGAGACAGACUGUUCGUAUUCUGCAAAGAAAAUCUACCUGGACAGAGUUAAAAAGGGAUGGGUGGGAUGGCCAGUGUCAGUUGUGUGCAGAAAUUCAGUUGUUGAUAUUGAGUCAGUAGCUGAGGCCUUGAAAACAGGUCCAUAUGGGCGCUGUGUUUAUGAGUGUGACAACGAUGUGUGUUCAAAUCAGGUUGUUAACAUGGAAUUUGAAGGAGGCCUCACUGCGUCUUUUAGCAUGGUGGCAUUUACGGAGGAGAUAUGUCAGCGCCAUACAAGCAUCUAUGGCAGUAAGGGGGAGCUGACUUAUGAUGGCCGCCAGAUCAAAGUCUUCGAUUUUCUCACUCAGACGUCCACAAAGCACACAGUUGAUGUGAAGGUACCUGGAAGCUUCGUUACAGGGGGUCAUGGUGUUGCAGAUUAUCAUCUCGUUGACGCCUUCGUCUCAGCUGUGGCGAACGGAAACCCACUGCUGACCCAUUCCGGACCAAAGGAAACACUGGCAAGUCACAGGUUGGUGUUUGAAGCUGAACGUUCCCGUCUCGAGAACAGAGUUGUGAUGUGUGCGACUGAUCAUGACUAAAUGAUGAACACCAAAGCUUCUUUUAUUUUUAUGACUGACUUUAUGUUUUGGUUUGUCUGAGUUAUUCUGCAGGAAGCAUAUGCGUUCAGGAGCCAAUAAUGACUGUGAUCUGUGAUAACAUUACCUCUCUUCCAUGUCAAUACCAGUUAAUGUAGGCAAAUUGUGUUUCAAAUUGUGUUGUGUUUCAUUGCAUUGUGACUCAGCAGUCCAAAAAGUCAUUCCUGACCUCACGUGUUUUAGAGGGAGCACUUUAACCUUUACUCUCCUGAGUUUAGUAUCCGUGGUUUAGAAGGAAAGUACUUAAAACAAAAAAUGGGGAAAAUAAAAUGAUGAAUGUCUAUUUACUAACAUCAAGUAAAUUUUCUUUUGUUUUGUGUACUGGGAUUUUUAGAGAUUAACUAAUAAGGUAUAAGUUUUACAUUUGUCUCUUAAUAGAACAAAAUAAGCACAGUAGAUUAAAAUAAUCAACAUGUAUAAAACAAUUAAGUUAAGAACUGCAGUAUAUGUAUUCAUCCUUUAUGUGUCCUUAAUUAUUUCCCUCCAUUUAUAUGAAUAAAUGUUGAAAUGAACCAUCCUACAUGUUU